Molecule: messenger RNA, 5622 nt
Organism: Mytilus californianus (California mussel)
Lineage: Eukaryota; Metazoa; Mollusca; Bivalvia; Mytilida; Mytilidae
Product: toll-like receptor 4
Exons: 2
Coding region: 158-2746 (862 amino acids)
Biological process (GO): inflammatory response; immune response; toll-like receptor signaling pathway
Cellular component (GO): membrane
Molecular function (GO): protein binding; transmembrane signaling receptor activity
Source: RefSeq, a predicted model, not a curated record
ACCUACUUUGUGUAUUCGACAUUCUAACCCUUACAAUGUUGGAAUUUUUAAUCAGUUUAUUUUUAGAUGGAUUUCUACUUCCAAGUUUAGUCGCUUUAUUCUUUCCAAAGAAUUAUGUGUUGAAUUUUAUUUCUUGUUAUCUUCAGCAAACUUGACAAUGUGGAUCAUCAAAUGUUCUUAUUUCCUGGUUGCUGCUUUUAUACUUCAAGCUAGUUGUAACACUAAAAGAGUCCAUGAGAUGAAGGAUUGGACAGAAUGUCAGUUCGCUAGUUCCUGUAUUUGCAAAAACAUGCAUGAUUCAGAAGAACUUCAAGCGGAUUGUUCAAACAAAAAUCUACUUCGUAUACCUACAUUACAAAACAAUCUUCAAGAUUUAUCGCUACGAAAUAAUGCUAUCAGUCUAAUAAAAGAAGGGAUUUUCGAAGGAAAUCAUUUAUUGAAGUUUUUGGAUUUGUCUUUCAAUAGAAUAAGUAAUAUACGCAAAAACACAUUCAAAGGUCUCAAAAAUUUACUUUCGUUAGAUCUCAGCGCCAACAAUUUGAAAUAUGAAAACAUGUCGUUUGAAAGUUCUGCUUUUCAAUUUUUGGAGAACUUGAAGAUUUUGAAUAUGAAAAACAAUUUUCACACUUCAUUCUUGCCAGAUUUAUGGAGACUUCGGACACUAGAAUCGCUGUCUAUAGAUUAUAUAUCUGACAAAAUUGCAGUUCUUACUGAAAAUUUUAUAUAUUUGAAUCACCUAAGAAGUUUAGAUCUAUCCGGUUCUACUGGUAAUUGCACAAUGAACAUACUUACACAGGCGACAUUCUUGUCUCUCUCUCAAAUAACCCAUAUCAAUCUGUCCAAAUGCAAAAUACAAUAUAUCUACAAAGGAACUUUUGAAAGUAUGAAAAAUAUUUCGGAGCUUGAUGUCUCUUUUAAUACUUGUUUGAGAUUCGCGGUGCUUGAAAAUAUAACCACAGAUUUACAAUAUACCGCAAUCAAAAUCCUGAAAGUAAACUAUAUUCAUAGUACUUUCGAAAUGAGCACAAUACUGAAGACUUCACACAUUCGGAAUUUAAGAAACACAUCACUUGCUAGAUUUGAAGCCGCUGGAAACCGUAUUCAAAGAGUAGAAUAUGGUGCUGCAAAGUACUUUCCUAAAUCAUUUGAAAGUAUUAAUGUAAGGGACAAUGCUUUUUCCUUCGGCAAAUAUCUCUUUGAAUUAGUUAGACUACAAAUAACAUCUUUAGAUAUUUCAGAAAUUUCCUCUUCACAUAAUGUUCUCACAUGCUACAUGGAGACAUGUGAUUCUCAAUCAGAUACUUUUACAAUGAAUUCUGAAAAUAACUGGUUGUCUUAUUUACGUUCACGCUUUGAUUUCAAGAGAAAGAAGUUUGAUCAUUUUGUUGCCCGACUUCCAGUACCAAGAAAACUAAGGAAACUUUCACUUACGUCAAGCAAAAUGAAAUUUGAAAUACCAAAAUUCGGUUUCAUCACAAAUGAAUUAACAAAUCUUAAUUUUAGUGACAAUAUCUUGCACACAUGGACAGGCCCUAUAACAAAUGUAAAUAAUAUGACAGUUUUAGACUUAUCGUCGAACUUUUGUUCUAAUGUUUCAAAGAUAUUUUUCAGCGAAGACUUUAUCAACUUAAGAUAUUUACUGCUACAAAAUAAUCUCUUGGGACUCAUUCUACCAAUGGAUGUCGAUGGAGAAAUAUUUCAGAAUCUUCAUAACGUAGUUCACAUUAAUCUCUCGAAAAAUAAAAUAGCAAAUAUACCAAAUCUGUUAUUUAAAAAGCAACAAAAUCUAGAAAGAUUAGACCUCAGUGAAAAUAUGAUUGAUGAUAUAAACUUUAAACUUUCUCAUCUGAGAAAGCUCAUGUUUCUUAAUUUAAGGAAUAAUAGAAUAUCUAGGCUGAGUAAAUAUGCCAUGAACGGAUUGGACUCAAUAGCCAAAAUGAAUACAAAUCUCACUAUUGAUCUUAGUGGAAAUAAUCUUGUAUGUAAUUGUGAUUCUCUGUCUUUCGUCAAAUGGAUAAUUGACACAUCCACUUAUCUUCGUCAUCGGGAAGAAUACGAAUGUAAAACAUCACAAAACCCAAUCAGUCUUCUUCGAAACCCUAAAGAAGUUUACCAAACCAUACAAAAGGAAUGUAUGUCAUAUGAAGGUUUAAUAAUUGGAUUAACGACAGGAAUUUUGAUGUUUAUUUUUAUACUUUGUGGUGGUAUUGUUUACAGAUACAGAUGGAAACUACGCUAUCUUUACUACAUGGUCAAAGUUAAAUGGCAUGACCCCGAACAUAAAUCCGUCAACAAAGAUGAAAGACUAUACAUGUAUGAUGCUUUCGUGUCAUACGCAAACGAAGAUCACACAUUUGUCCACACUACACUUCUUCACAAAUUAGAGAAAAAUAGUGGAAUUCAGUUGUGCUUGCAUAGGCGGAAUUUCCUACCCGGAAAUGACAUUGCCACUAAUAUUACUUCCGCAAUUCAUAACAGUCGGAAAACAAUUGUCAUAAUGUCUUCAAAUUAUUUAGCUUCGUACUGGUGUAUGUUCGAAUAUAAUAUGGCUAAAAUGGAGAGUAUCUAUGAACGCAAUUGCGAGAACAUCCUUUUCCUAGUAUUUUACGAGCAAAUUCCUGCUUGCGAUCUUCCACUUCAAAUACUCGAACUUGUUCAUUGUCAAUCAUAUAUUGAGUAUCCGAAUGAUGAGUACGGGGAUGUUGUUUUUUGGGAACAGCUUCAAAGGGCAAUCAAAUCCCACUAGUAAAUAUGUCCUCUAUUUGACGCUACUUAUUGCUAAUUAUGUACAAGGACUUCCGGCAUACAUUUGUCUUAUUAUUUAUGUUUAAUUAGAUGUUUUGUCUAGACAAUAUGCAAAUAUUUUAACUUCUGCUCAUAAAGAUCAACCAUCAUUGAUUUAGCAAAUAUAAAUUAAUGAUUCCCUUUUCGAGUAAGUAGACCAUUUGUGUUACAAUUUCGCCAUACUUACCAAAUACAUGUAUAUAAAACAUAAUUAACACAGUGCUUUAAAGAACCGCUUGGAGUUUAAAUUUGAAUAAGAAAUUAGCCAAAAUUUAGUUUUUUCACCAUCAAUUAUGUUGGUUAGAUGAGAUGAUGUUCAUUUGUUCAAAACUAUUAGGCAAAUAUUCGAAUAAAAUUUAUAUCCGCGGAUCGCCUGUUAUGAUACAAACUAGUUAAAUCUUAACGUAGUAAUAAAAUAACCUACUAACGUUUGACAAUAAGUUGUUGGACCUUUAUUUGUAUUGUUAUAAUUAUCGUUCUCAUUAGCUGUGGAUAAUGUGUAAAUGCACAUCCAUGCCAGGUCUGAAUAUGGACAUACCACCCUAAGCAUUGAGUGUAAUGGAAGUUUUCAUGCUCUCUGUACGUUUAAAAAACCUCAAAAGUGUGAUCUGUAAAUUGCCUUGUUGUAAUGUAAUUUGUUGACCUAUUCAACAAGUUGUCAUUUUCCAUAGGAAGUGGACAUCAUCCUCCAAUAAUUCGGUCGGUUAAUUUGAAAGUACCUGUCAAAUGACGAAGUUCGAAUUCGUAACCUGUAUUGAGCAGUUUGUGGAGCAGAGUAUUUGUUUAUCCUUCUUUGGCAAGAUUAUUCAUUUUCAGUUUUUAUCAGACUUAAGUAUGUUCGCUACUCUUUUUCGAAAUAACAAGCUAUUUAAACGACUGUUAUAAUUUGAUAGUAUGUAAUAAAAGGAACUGAAAAAGUUGGAAAAAAUGAAAGGUCUGUGAGCUUGUUUCGAGAUAUAAGCCAUUGAAAAUUUGACGUUAACUGAUUAUCUAUAGAUUUUUUUAUAUAUAUAACAUUGGCACAAGAUUUUUUAAAAUGGCUUUUUAAACAAUAUGCUCUAACAUUAUGUAAAGAAAAGUAGGGGUUAGCGGGAAACAUUUUUAUUGACACUACAAGGAUAAAACUACAGGAUUCCGAACAUCUGACAAAAAGUCAAAGAUAAGAGUAGCGAACAUCCUUAACACGGUUCGAAAAUUUUCCAAAACAGAUUACAAAAGUUAAGCGUCAUGCGUUUCAUUUAUGUAUGAGUACCUUUAACUUCUGUAUUUGACCCCUUAUCGUUCCUGAUAUAUAACAUCAAUGUUGGGGAAACAUUACAGUUCAUUUUAGGUAGAAGCAGUGCUGACGAUAUUACAGUAAUAAAUCAUGACAUUCUAAUGCAAAACUUUUGAACAACAAUUUGGUCACCAUUAUGAAAUGGUUGACCCAAACGAUAUAUUUAUGUAUGAACUCACCAACGAUAUGCCUUCGCGGUCGUUGAUUAUGUACUAGAAUCAUGGUUGUUCGUGUAUUUGCAAACUACCUAAUAUAUAUUUUUAUGGUUAGCACAAACUUUACUUUUUGAAAUUCCUAUCCAGGUAAUUGCUUGUGCUUUCUGGUAUCUAUGAUUUAAUGUGUAGUUUUCUGCAGCCAACACAUAAUCCACCGUCAAAUUUUAGACACCAAACCACUGAUGGCUAUAAAUGUGGCGAAGGUCUCAAAUUCCACACAAAUGUGACAUUUCUGAAAUUUGAAAUUUCAAUAUCAAAUAGUUAUGCUAUGUACAUUGGGACAGAACCGAAUGCCCAAAAAGGCCUCAUAUAAAAAAAUAGUUUGAUCAAAAAUGUAUGCUGGUCAACUGGUGUGUACCAAACUUAACACACAACUGAUAAACAAAUCCGGAAAGGUUGGUACACCGGGUUAGUUUGUUAUCUUUGUCAAACACUAUACCGACGUGUCAAGUCAAUAAUUUUAUUAUAAAAUCAACUCAUAGAUGAAAAUGUUCUGGUCAAAGUUCAAAUCUGUUGGUUAAUUCGAUUAUAAACUUUCUAUCUAGAUAAAGAAAAUUAAUUUUAAUAAGAGUUCGAGGCGGCUCAGCAAUACACAAAAAUAUGCAAAAUGGAAGAUUUUAUUCUCAAAUGUAACCAUUAAUGAUAGGAAAAAACAUUUUUCUUAUUUUAAUCGUGAAAUUAUUUUUAGUAUUUAGUUUCACACCGAAUUUGAGCAUGCACAUAUUUCACGAUGUGUAAAUUGUCGCCAAUUUUACAAUUUAAUCAAUCGGUAAUAAAGAUAUAUUUCAAAUAAUGUACAUUUAUAAUUUUUCCUGUUUGUUAUUCAUUAGAUAAAGGUAGUCCAAUUACAAGUUAUCAGAAGAUUUACAUUAAACUAAAGAACUCCACCCCAUUUAUGUGUUUUAAUUAAAGCAGUAAUGCUAUAUAUGAACUAGGGACUGGACAGAGUUGAACUAUUUAUGGAUAAGGAGUAAAGAAAGAAGGUAUAAAACAAAACAUAAUAAAAAAAUAAAAAAAAUUUGCAAAAAAUUAAGGACAAAGAAAACUGGUUUAUAAAAUACAUAAGGCAAUAAUGAGGAAAAGCCAUCAAGACGUUCGUGCAUAUUAUGAUUUAGAUUUCUAUUCUUUUGGUAUUAUAAACAUUUAUACCGUCACUUAUAAAUCACUUUUAUGUUAAAACAGCAAAUGAUUACAAAAUAACUUUAAACUUUGUCCUUGAACAGGUAAAAAAUAAAAGAUCUAGAUAUCGAAAUAACGCGUGACUAAACUCGUUUCAAAACAUACCACAUACUGGUGGGUGAUUGAACGGAUUACAUUGUAUCGUGUGUCAUUAAAUAUGUUUUACCA